Molecule: messenger RNA, 1392 nt
Organism: Ciona intestinalis (vase tunicate)
Lineage: Eukaryota; Metazoa; Chordata; Ascidiacea; Phlebobranchia; Cionidae
Source: RefSeq, a predicted model, not a curated record
ACAUAUUUAUUUUUAAUUUUGAUCGAGCAUAACUUGUAUAGCUGUUGUCCGGUUUAAAAAGAAAUCCCACAUAAAGGUUGUAAAAAGAAAAUCCACGUUACGUAAAGCCACAACAUGUAUUAAAUAUGACAAUAUAGGGGAUCCGUGAAUGGGAUUCGUUAACCUGUUAAGCAUAAAGGGCUUAGCUGUGCCGCAAACCUUUUACUUUAGUUAUUUUUAUUGUUUUAGUGUGGCUUACGACGUAGACAACCCAUUAGUGACCUCUGGGCUGGAACAUUUGCUCUACGUGUCCUGCCGAAAGGCACGUACGACCACAGAACUACAACGUUGAAAUAUUAAGCAGCGCUAUCGUAUACUGGUUAAAAUAUUCAAAAUAACAGUGAGACAGUUCGUCAUGUGGCGGAAAUAAUGUCAGUUUGUCAGGAAACAAAAACAAUAACAUAAACGUUUAUCAAGACAGCUAAUAAUCAUUGAAUAUACACAGCGUAAGAAAGGCGAACCGAUAUAGACUGAAUAAUCAGGUUCAGGCAUAUAUAUAUAUCCAGUAUACCCAGUUCUAUACGGUUUAAAUAUGUUUUUAUUUGAGUAGGUUAAAAUAAAAUCUAUGGUGUUAUUCUUUUACAGUUCUAAAUAAUGAAGAUUAUUGUUGCUGGGUGCGUAAAAACGGGCACGAAAAGUUUAGCUGAAGCAUUAACUAAACUGGACUACAACGUAUAUGAUAACUUAGAGCAUUUCUGGUACCAUGGCGAGCAGUGGGAAAGAUUCUUCGACGGUAAAGGUAAAGUAGAAGAUUUCCGUCAGAUGUACGAAGACGUGGACGUUGUGUGUGAUGGACCAAUUUCUUUCUUUUGGGAGGAAAUUUUCUCAGUCUACCCAGAUGCAAAGAUCAUUCUCACGGUCCGUGAUGACGAAGACCAAUGGUAUGAAAGUAGAAGAAGACAUGUUAUACGGCAGAGUACGAACAUAACAUGGAAGCUUAUCCAUCUGUUUUCACCGAACGGAAGAAGGUUUCAUCGUUACAGGAGAACCUUAUACCGUAAGUUAUACGGCGGGAAUCUGACAUAUUUGCUGUCAAAUACAGUUCUAAAUGAGAUCGUUACUCGAAGGUAUUACCGUCAACAAAUUGCUUAUGUCCCACAGAAUGUCCCCAAGGAACAGCUGUUAAUUUACAACGUGAAAGAAGGCUGGGGACCUUUAUGCGAAUUCCUGGGCGUGGAAAUCCCAGACGAGCCGUUUCCCCAUAAGAACAAACUGGGAGAGGCAUACGAAGCUUUCUUGAAGGAAAGCCCGAAAGCUCAACGAAUGCAGAAGGAAAUGUAUAUCUCCGUUUCUGUUCUUUUAACGCUCACAGCUGUGGUUGGUUCAUUUGCAUUGGCUCGAGUAUUUAGAUAA